This is a messenger RNA of Panthera uncia (snow leopard), 12553 nucleotides long. RefSeq names its product SET domain containing 2, histone lysine methyltransferase (gene SETD2). The record is from RefSeq and is a predicted model, not a curated record. Gene Ontology annotation, cellular component: chromosome; nucleus. The coding region runs from base 1 to 6201 and encodes 2066 amino acids. Gene Ontology annotation, molecular function: histone H3K36 methyltransferase activity; protein binding. Gene Ontology annotation, biological process: regulation of DNA-templated transcription. The transcript has 13 exons. NCBI's taxonomy places the organism in Eukaryota, Metazoa, Chordata, Mammalia, Carnivora, Felidae.
AUGAAGCAGCUGCCGCCGCAGCCGCCUCCGAAGAUGGGGGAUUUCUACGACCCCGAGCACCCGACCCCUGAGCUCUCUUGGCUGGAUGGCAAUAGAGAAGAAGAAAAUGAGGCAAAGAUUGAAAAUGUGCAGAAAACAGGUUUCUUCAAAGGACCAAUGUUCAAAGGUGUUGCUUCUAGUCGAUUUUUACCUAAAGGCACCAAGACAAAAGUUAAUUUGGAGGAACAGGGACGACAAAAGGUGUCUUUCAGCUUCAGCCUUACAAAGAAAACUUUGCAGAAUAGGUUUCUGACUGCACUUGGCAAUGAAAAGCAAAAUGAUACUCCAAACUCCCCAGCUGGACCUCUUCAAGUAGACUUGACUCCUAAAAUAAAAAUGGACAUUGGAGAUACCUUAUCUAUUACAGAAGAAUCUUCCCCACCAAAAUCAAGGGUAGAAUUGGGCAAAAUUCAUUUUAAGAAACACCUGCUUCACGUGACGUCCAGGCCACUGCUGACUACAGCUACAGCAGUGGUGUCUCCACCUCCUCCAGUAGUACCAUUACCAGCAGUCAUAGCAGAAUCAACAACUGUAGAUUCACCACCCUCUUCUCCACCUCCACCACCUCCACCUCCCCAGGCCACGACACCCUCACCACCAGCACCAGUAACAGAGCCAGUGGCCUUGCCACACACACCAAUCCCAGUUCUGAUGACAGCACCGGUAGAUGUAGCAGUUAGAAUACUGAAGGAACCACCAGUUACGACUGUACCAGAAUCUUCAGACGUGGACACUAAGCAGGACGCUGUAUCUAAUAGUUCAGAAGAACACAUAACUCAAAAUUUGAAUGAGCAAGCAGAUACUCCCUCACAAAAAGAAGAUUCCCAUAUUGGGAAGGAAGAAGAAAUUCCAGAUAGUUCUAAGAGUAAUCUGGGCUCUAAAAAAACAGGUUCUAAGAAGAAAUCCUCACAAUCCGAAGGCACCUUUCUUGCUUCAGAAUCUGAUGAAGAUUCUGUACGGACUUCUUCAAGUCAAAGAUCACACGAUUUAAAAUUUUCAGCAAGCAUUGAAAAGGAAAGAGAUUCAAAAAAGAGCUUAGCACCUUUAAAAAGUGAGGAUUUAGGGAAAUCUUCACGAUCUAAAACAGAGAGAGAUGAUAAAUAUUUUAGCUACUCAAAACUUGAAAGAGAUACUCGGUAUAUAUCUUCUCGAUGUAGAUCAGAGAGAGAGCGAAGGCGGAGCAGAUCUCGCUCAAGAUCUGACAGAGGCUCUAGAACUAGUUUAUCCUAUUCCCGGUCGGAACGAUCCCAUUAUUAUGACUCUGAUCGUCGCUACCAUCGGAGUUCCCCUUACCGAGAGAGGGCUCGCUAUUCUCGGCCAUAUACAGAUAACAGAGCUCGGGAGAGUUCUGACUCAGAAGAGGAGUAUAAGAAGACCUACUCAAGGCGCACCUCAUCCCAUUCCUUCUCUUACAGAGACCUAAGGACAUCGUCAUCCUAUUCUAAAUCUGAUCGGGACUGCAAAACUGAGUCCUCUUACUUAGAGAUGGAGAAAAGAGGAAAGUAUUCUUCAAAAGUAGAAAGAGAAUCCAAAAGGACUUCAGAAAAUGAAGCAAUGAAAAGAUGUUGUUCUCCCCCUAAUGAACUGGGAUUCCGACGGGGCUCAUCCUAUUCCAAGCAUGAUAACAGUGCUUCCCGUUACAAAUCUGCCCUUUCAAAGUCUGUAUCCAAGUCCGAUAAAUUUAAGAAUUCUUUCUGUUGUACAGAAUUAAAUGAGGAAAUCAGAUCAUCUCAUUCUUUUAAUUUACAGGCUCCUUGUUCAAAAGGUAGUGAAUUAAGAAUGAUUAGUAAAAUUCCUGAAAGAGAAAAGACUGGGUCUCCAUCACCAUCAAAUCGAUUAAAUGAUUCACCUACUUUUAAAAAGCUAGAUGAAUCCCUUAUUUUUAAAUCUGAACUUAUAGGACAUGAUAGCCAUGAUAGUAUUAAGGAAUUAGACUCUUUAUCUAAAGUGAAGAAUGAUCAGUUAAGAAGUUAUUGUCCCAUAGAAUUAAAUAUAAAUGGAUCUCCUGGGGCAGAAUCUGAUUUGGCAACAUUUUGCACUUCUAAAACUGACACUGUUUUGAUGUCUUCUGAUGAUAGUGUGACCGGAUCAGAGGUAUCCCCUUUGGUCAAAGCAUGCAUGCUUUCAUCAAAUGGAUUUCAGAAUAUUAAUAGAUGUAAAGAGAAAGACUCAGACAAUACGUGCAUGCUGCGUAGUAAGUCAGGAAGCCCAUUUAGAGAAACAGAACCUACAGUGUCGCCACACCAAGAUAAACACAUGUCUUUGCCAGUUACGACUAUAGAUUAUUCCAAAACUGUAAUUAAAGAACCAGUUGAUAUGACAGUUUCUCAUUGUAAAACCAAAGAUUCAGAUCUAUACUGUACUUCAAAUGACAACAACCCUUCUUUGCGUCAUUCUGAAGCUGAAAAGAUUGAGCCUUCGGUUAUGAAGAUUUCUUCAAAUAGCUUUAUGAAUGUGCAUUUGAAAUCAAAAACAGUUAUAUGCGAUAAUAGAAAUCUGACAGAUCAGCACUCAAAAUUUGCACGUGAAGAAUAUAAGCAGAGCGUUGGUAGCACCAGUUCAGCUUCUGUUAAUCAUUUUGAUGACAUAUAUCAACCGAUAGAGAGUUCAGGCGUUGCUUCAUCUCUUCAGAGUCUGCCACCAGGAGUAAAAGUGGACAGUUUAACUCUCUUACAAUGUGGAGAGAAUGCAUCUCCAGUUUUGGAUGCUGUGCUGAAGAGUAAAAGCACAGAGUUUGUAAAGCAUGCAGAGAAAGAAACCAUCAUAGAAGUAGGUAGCGGCCUUCCUGAUUCAGGAAGGGGAUUUGCCUCUUGGGAAAAUAGGCAUAAUAAUGGGCUCUCUGGGAAAUGUGUGCAAGAGGCUCAAGAAGAAGGGAAUUCCAUAGUGCUUGAGAGAAGAGGAAGGUCAGAAAUGUCUUUAGAUGAAGAAGGAGGGAGAGGACAUGCUCAUACUUCUGAUGACUCAGAAGUUGUAUUUUCUUCUUGUGACUUGAAUUUAACCAUGGAGGACAGUGAUGGCAUAGCAUACACCUUAAAAUGUGACAGUAGUGGUCACGCCUCAGAGAUCGUAUCCACUGUCCAUGAAGAUUAUUCUGGGUCUUCUGAAAGCUCAAGUGAUGAAAGUGACUCUGAAGAUACAGAUUCUGAUGAUAGCAGUUUUCCAAGAAACCGUCUUCAGUCUGUUGUGGUAGUCCCAAAGAAUUCUACUUUGCCCACGGAAGAAACCAGUCCAUGUUCUUCUCGGAGUAGUCAAAGUUACAGACACUAUUCUGACCACUGGGAAGAUGAGAGAUUGGAGUCGAGGAGACAUUCAUAUGAGGAAAAAUUUGACAGUGUAGCAAGUAAACCUUGUUCUCAGACUGAGAAGUUCUUCCAUCAUAAAGGAACAGAGAAGAAUCCGGAAAUUUCUUUUACACACCCCAGCAGAAAACAGAUAGAUAACCACCUGUCUGAAAUUGUUCAUCCUCAGAGUGACGGGGUUGAUAGUACAAGUCAUACAGAUGUGAAAUCUGACUUUCUAGGUCAUCCAAAUUCUGAAGAAACAGCAAAAGCCAAAAUAGCCUCUAGGCAGCAAGAAGAGCUGCCAGUUUAUUCUUCUGACGAUUUUGAAGACGUCCCGAAUAAGUCUCGGCAACAAACCAUUUUCCCUAACAGGCCAGAUAGUAGACUGGGAAAAACAGAGUUGAGUUUUUCUUCCUCUUGUGACAUCUCCCGAGUGGAUGGCUUCCGCUCAUCAGAAGAGCUCAGGAACCUAGGGUGGGAAUUCUCUCAACAAGAAAAGCCUACGACCACAUAUCAGCAACCUGACAGCAGCUAUGGAGCCUGUGGUGGACACAAGUAUCAGCAAAGUGCAGAACAUUAUGGUGGGACACGUAAUUACUGGCAAGGUAAUGGCUACUGGGAUCCAAGAUCAGCAGGUAGACCUCCUGGAACAGGGGUUGUGUAUGAUCGAAUUCAAGGGCAGGUACCAGAUUCCUUAACAGAUGACCGUGAAGAGGAGGACAAUUGGGAUCAAUGUGCAGGGUCUCACUUUUCAAGCCAGUCCAGUAAAUUUUUUCUAUCCCUUCAGAAGGACAAGGGGUCCGUGCAGGCACCUGAAAUAAGCAGCAAUUCCAUUAAGGACUCUUUAGCUGUGAAUGAAAAGAGAGAUCUUUCAAAAAACUUAGAAAAAAAUGAUAUGAAAGAUAGAGGGCCUCCUAAAAAAAGGAGACCGGAAUUGGAGAGUGAUUCUGAAAGCGAUGGUGAACUUCAGGACAGAAAGAAAGUUCGAGUGGCAGUAGAGCAGGGAGAAACGGCAGUGCCCCCAGGCUCAGCACUGGUUGGGCCUUCCUGUGUCAUGGAGGAUUUCAGGGACCCACAGCGAUGGAAAGAAUGUGCCAAGCAAGGGAAGAUGCCCUGUUACUUUGAUCUGAUUGAAGAAAAUGUUUAUUUAACAGAAAGAAAGAAGAAUAAAUCACAUCGGGAUAUUAAGCGAAUGCAGUGUGAGUGUGCACCUCUUUCUAAAGAUGAAAGAGCGCAAGGUGAAAUAGCAUGUGGGGAAGAUUGUCUUAAUCGUCUCCUCAUGAUUGAAUGUUCUUCUCGGUGUCCGAAUGGGGAUUAUUGUUCCAAUAGACGGUUUCAGAGAAAACAGCACGCAGAUGUGGAAGUCAUACUCACAGAAAAGAAAGGCUGGGGCUUGAGAGCUGCGAAAGACCUUCCUUCGAACACCUUUGUCCUGGAAUAUUGUGGAGAGGUACUUGAUCAUAAAGAGUUUAAAGCCCGGGUAAAGGAGUAUGCACGAAACAAAAACAUCCACUACUAUUUCAUGGCCCUGAAGAAUGAUGAGAUAAUAGAUGCCACUCAGAAAGGAAACUGCUCUCGUUUCAUGAAUCACAGCUGUGAACCAAACUGUGAGACUCAAAAAUGGACUGUGAACGGACAACUGAGGGUCGGGUUUUUUACCACCAAACUAGUUCCUUCAGGCUCGGAGUUAACAUUUGAUUAUCAGUUCCAAAGAUAUGGAAAAGAAGCUCAGAAAUGUUUCUGUGGGUCAGCUAAUUGCCGAGGUUACCUGGGAGGAGAGAAUAGAGUCAGUAUCAGAGCAGCAGGAGGAAAAAUGAAGAAGGAGCGAUCUCGUAAGAAGGAUUCAGUGGAUGGAGAGCUAGAAGCUCUGAUGGAGAAUGGUGAGGGUCUCUCUGAUAAAAACCAGGUGCUCAGCUUAUCCCGGCUAAUGGUUAGAAUUGAAACUUUGGAGCAGAAACUUACCUGUCUUGAGCUCAUACAGAACACACAUUCACAGUCUUGCCUGAAGUCCUUUCUGGAACGUCAUGGGCUGUCUUUGUUGUGGAUCUGGAUGGCAGAGCUAGGUGAUGGCCGGGAAAGUAACCAGAAGCUUCAAGAAGAGAUUAUAAAGACUUUGGAACACUUACCCAUUCCUACUAAAAAUAUGUUGGAGGAAAGCAAAGUACUUCCAAUUAUUCAACGCUGGUCUCAGACCAAAACCGCCAUUCCUCCGUUGAGUGAAGGAGAUGGGUAUUCAAGUGAGAAUACGUCACGUGCUCACACACCACUCAACACUCCUGAUCCUUCCACCAAGCUAAGCACAGAAGCUGACACAGAUACCCCCAAGAAGCUCAUGUUUCGCAGACUUAAAAUUAUAAGUGAAAAUAGCAUGGACAGUGCAAUAUCUGAUGCUACCAGUGAGCUGGAAGGCAAGGAUGGCAAAGAGGACCUUGACCAGUUAGAACACGUCCCUGUAGAAGAAGAGGAAGAGUUACAGUCACAACAGCUACUCACACAACAGCUGCCUGAGUCUAAAGUUGAGAGUGAAAUCGCCAUGGAAGCCAGUAAGCUACCCAUAUCUGAACCAGAGGCUGAUGCUGAAAUAGAGCCUAAAGAGGGCAAUGGCACGAAACUGGAAGAAACUAUUGCUGAGGAAACACCAUCCCAAGAUGAAGAGGAGGGUGUAUCUGAUGUGGAGAGUGAGAGGAGCCAGGAACAGCCAGAUAAAACAGUAGAUAUAAGUGAUUUGGCCACCAAGCUCCUGGAUAGUUGGAAAGACCUAAAGCUUCUCAGGGCAGCAAGGAGCUUGUUAACAUCACCAGCUGACCAUGUGUCUCCUUUUCUCAACUCCAUUUUCAACUUCGUGCUGAAGAAAAACGAGAACCUAGCGUGCAUUCUGUGAAGAAACAGGAAGAUGGUUGGGAAGUUGGAUGAUGCAUGAAAAAUAUAAUAGGUGAAAAGAGGACAGAGGUGGUUAACUCACUGGCGCCGGCGUUAUUUUGGUGCGUCCAUUGCCGACAAUGGAUGUCGUUCCGGGAAAAUCCCGACUCCUGGCGAGAAAGGAUUAAGUGAGCUACUUUUUCUAUACCUCUAUACACAGGACUGCUGCCAUGGCUCCACAGGGCUUGCACAUUUUGACUCCUAAAGUAGACCUAAACAAGAAACAUCACCUAACACAUUGCUACUACACAUGAGCAUGUAUUUUCAUGUGCAAAUUUAUCGGGCUACAUUUUCAGCAGGGACAUGUGCGUAUAUUUCUAUUUGCAAAAGGAAUUACUGUACAUCACCCCUCAUGCUGAAAAUAUACCCUAGACUUCACAGGGCAAAACAGUUGGUUUUAAGUGGUCAUUGAUUAUAACUUGACUGGAAAAUCCUCAUUCAUUUGGAUCAUGAGAAGAGGAGGUAAGGUUCCUGUGAAUUUGGCAGUUUUUUUUUCCAGUAGAUUAUGAUGGCUAGUGAAACCCAGUAGAUUAUGAUGGCUAGUGAUUCCAGAGCCUCUCUUGUAAACACUUAGACUGCAGGAUAUGCAUCUCUCCUUAUAAUGAAAUCUGGGUAGUUACAGUUACACCUGGUUAACAUGAUUUAGGGGCACCAUUCUGUACAUGUGAUAAGUUGGACUAUUCUUAAUAAUACUCUUCUUCAUGUUUAUGUCAAGACUAUCUUUAAUUCAACAAACAUAUUAUUUGCCUAGAAAGUUAAGCAUUAAACUCUUUACAGAAAGUUUAAAUAAAACAUAGGGUUACUCAGCUGAAAACGUUUAAGUCACUACUUGGAAUUUCAGUCUGUAACUGAUAUCCUAUGUGGAAUCUGCUAUGCAACAUUUCAAAAUGAAAUUAUGUACCCUGGGUUUCUGUAAUAAAUUUCAAAAUCUUUCAUAGCGAUUAUUCUGUAUUCAUAAGGAUCAAUAUUAUCCUUUCCUUUAAAAUAUAUUUUUUUUAACAUUUAUUUAUUUUUGAGAGAGAGAGAGAGACAAAGCACAAGCAGGAAGGGGCAGAAAGAGAGGGAGACACAGAAACUGAAGCAGGCUCCAGGCUCUGAGCUGUAAGCACAGAGUCUGACACAGGGCUCCAACCCGUGAACCAUGAGAUCAUGACCUGAGCCCAAGUUGGAUGCUUAACUAACUGAGCCACCCAGACGCCCCUCCUUUAAAAUUUAGAAUUGCCCCCAAAGAAGCAGUCUUAGAUACUGCUACAUUGAAAGUUUUUUUUUUUUUUUUUUUUUUUUAAGUUUAUUUACUUAUUUUGAAAGAGAGAGAGAGAGUACGUGCGGGGCAGAGCAGAGGGGAAGAGAGAGAGAAUCCCAGAUAGCAGGCUCCGCACUGCUAGUGGGGAGCACCGUGUGGGGCUUGAACCCACAAACCGUGAGAUCAUGACCUGAUCCAAAAUCAAGAGUUGGCCUCUCAACCAACUGGGUCGCUUAGGCGCCCCAAAGUUUGUUUUACAAGUAUCAGACUUAGUAAAAGGCAAAAAUGGUCUAAAGCUUAUUAGUAGUCCAUUUUGUUAUUACUGGAUAGGUCCUUUAAUCUAAAUCAUGGCUUGGCUAUAUCUGUCCCACUGCUUGUUUUUGUAAAGAUUUUUGGGAACACAGCCAUGCUCAUUCAUUUACAUACUGUCUGUGGCUGCUUUUGCACUGUGGUAAAGUUCAGAGUCUGGCUGCUUGAAACAUUCUGAUUUUGAGUGAAGUCAUUUUGAUACUUUAUUCUUUUGGAUGAACUCUUAAUUCUGUUUCCCUAAAGACAUGAUGAUUAUGGUUCUAUAGCUCAUGAAGUUAGUUUGAAAAAAAAAAAAAAAAGUCUUGACUCUGUUUGGGAAAAGUUACUUUAAAUAAUUUGGAUGUAAGGCUGUCUGAGAAGUGGGAGAGAAGAGACCUUUACGCAAUGUUGUUUUUCCCUCAGGACCAUGAUCAGGUUAGUUGGAAACUUAAGGGAGGUUUUGAGUAUAGAUAAGUUGGUGCAAUCUAGUCUUACGUGUAACCAUAAUAAAAUGUAUAAAUUUUUCUUAAUAUUCCUUUUACUUUUGAUGUGAUUUCAGACUUAUAGGAAAACUGCAAGGAUACUAUUCUGUGUAUGUAUUCUGUAUGUGAUACACAUUCUAGUGACAAAUGUAGAAAAAAAGCUAAAAAUUCCUCUUAUUCCUCCACCCAGAUUCCCCAAUGUUAACAUUUUACCAAAUAUGCUUUAUCAUUUUCUCUUAAAAUAAGUUACAGAUGUGACAUCCAUUUCCCCUAGAUAUUUUAGUGCAUAUUUUAUAAAAACAAGGAUAUUAUUCCAUAUGACUGCAGUAUAUUUGUUAAAAUCAGCAGAUUAGUGACAAAAUACUGUUAUCUGACCAACAGAUUUCCUUCAGACUUUGCCAAUUGUACCCAUAAUGUCUAUAGCAAGAAAAAAAAAUCUGAUCCAGAAUUGGAGCUAAAGUGUUAUGUUGGGUUGUAUCUCUCUAGUAUCCUUUAAUCUGGAAUAGUUCCUAAGUCUAUCUUUGCUUUUUAUACAUUUCAAAUUUUUAAAAUAUUUUGAAAUUUUUUAGAAUAUUCCUCAUUUGGGGCUUGUCUGAAGUUUUCUUUUGGGUUCAGGUUAUACAUUUUUGUCUGGAAUAGUAAGGAGUAUCCUUCACAUGAUGUUUAUUUGUUCCACUAUUGGCACUGUCAACUCCAAUCCCUUGGUUAAAGUGGCGUCUGCCAGGUUUUCCAACAUAAAGUUACUGUUUGAUCCUUAUCAUUAAAAAUUAUCCUAUAGGAGCACCUUUGGAAGUGUGUAAAUAAUCUGCUUUUUAUCAGAUUUAUUCAUUAGUUUCAACAUCCAGUGAAUUUACCCAAAUCACUUAACAGCUGUGAUGGUUGCCAAGUGGUGAUUUUCUAACCCCUCAUUCCUUCUGCUCCCCUCUGUUUUGGUUGUAGCCCUCUUGUAAGCAAGAGCUUUUCCUGCUCUCCCAUGUAGUUCUGUAUUCAUUGAUUUUUAUCAGUUUAGGCUCAUGCAUUCUCAUUUUUUUAUUAUUUUUUUAUUUUAAUUCUCUAUUAAACAUUCUUCCAAAGCAUUAUUUUACCCUGUAUCUUACAGUUAUAAGAAAUAACAUUGGCAUUAGAAAAACUAGGAAGAACGAUAAAUGUUUCCUUCUUCUAUAAAGAAAGAAAAUUAUAACAAAGGACAGAGCUUUACACAUUUAGUUAAAUAGGAGAUUCUGAUUUGAAAACUGCAUCUCAGAGCAAACGUGUAUUUGCUCAGUUAUUACUAUUUUCAGUUUUUUUUAAUGUUUGAGAGAGAGCAGGGGAGGGCAGAGAGAGGGAGUGAGAGAAGGCUUCAUGCUGUCAGCACAGAGCCCAGUGUAGGGCUUGAUCUUAUGAAACUGUGAGAUCAUGACCUAAGCCAAAAUCAGGAGUUGGACACUCAACCAAUUGACCCAUCCACAUGCCCCUGUUCAAUUAUUUUUUAACAAAAAUACUUAUUUUUCAAGAAGGAAACCCAGUACAAUUUUUUUAUUUUAAAAAUAGUCCUGCAUUCAGCUAUAGUUCCCCCCGGCCCCCGCCAAGCUCUGAUCAGAUUUAUUUUGAUUUGGGAAAAGUUUUCUUUUAAACAUCCCAGUACAGAACUUUUAAAACUAUUAAUAGAAAAUAAAUGAAGAACAUUAAGUGCACAACACUAAUUACUGGCGAGGUACUGGUAUUCUGUUUCUUCCCUGCUUCUCCCAAGAAAACCUUAAAUUGAAUCUUCAGCAGAAUGAUCCUUAAAUAUACUUUAUAAAAAAUGAGAGCUUUUGUUUAUAUAACUUUUAGAUUUUGUUCUUCCUAAUUUUAUUCUGAAACUCAAUUUUAUGCCAAAUCAUAUUAGCUUUGUAAUGUACACUUGUAUGCAGUUCAGCAAAGCAGUAGUAUACCUCAGGCUCUGUUCCCCCAGAGUUUAGGAAAAACAGAAUUGGUCACAGGCAUGUAUUGAUUGAUUGAAUGAUUGAUUGAGCAUGUGUGUACACACCUGUGUGAGAUGGAGAAGGGCAGAGGGGGAAAGAGAAUGUUAAGCAGGCUCCACACUCAGCACAGAGCUCAGUGCAGAGCCUGAUGCAGGACUCGUUCCACAACACUGGGAUCAUGACCUGAGCUGAAAUCAGGAGGCCGGCACUUAACCAACUGAGCCACCAGGCGCCUGGGUCACAGCCAUUAAAAACCAAUCUAAGGGCACCUGGCUGGUUCCCUUAGUAGAGCAUGUGACUCUUUUUUUUUUUUUUUUUUUUUUUUAAGGCUUAUUUAUUUUGAGAGAGAGAAUGCAUGAAUUGGGGAGGGACAGAGAAAGAGAGAGAGAGAGAGAGAGAGAGAGAGAGAGAGAGAGUGAGUCAGUCCCAUGCAGGCUCCACACUGUCAGCACAGAGCCCAAUGCGGGGCUUGAACUCAUGAACUGUGAGAUCAUGACCUGAGCCGAAAUCAAGGGUCGAACGCUUAACUGACUCAGCCACCCGGGCGCCCUGAGCAUGUGACUCUUAAACUCAGAGUUCUGUGUUCAAGCCCCAUGUUGGAUGUGGAGCAUUAAAAAAACAUUAAAAAAAAUAAAAAAAUUAAAAAAGCCAUUAAAAACAAAUCUCACACUGUUUGCCAGUGUGUAAUUUCUAAGUUCUGACAAUGAAAUAUAUGGAUAUAAAUCUGUAUAUCUCAUCUUUAGUUUUCAAAGGUAGGCAGAGGGGAUUCCUCACAGUUUAGUUUUGCUCGGCUGAAACUGAAGACUUUGUAACUUCAUAGCCAGUGAUUGCCAGUGAUUUUCAAUUUGCCUUGAAAGAAGGCCAACUGAGGAUUAAUUUUACCAGUCAUUAAAGCCAGCAAGUCCAGGUCAGCCAUUGGGACUCUGCAGUCAGCCUUCUUAUCUGAGUUAGGAAGCACUGAACUGCUGUUCGUCACAUCCACCACCCUGGUGGCUUCUUUACCUCCAGGGCCAUCCUUUACCUUGAAGGCAGAAAUACUACCAAUUUCUUCACAAACUGUUCCCCUUCCUCUUUAAGCUUCUUUUCAGUCUCCUUGAAGACAAGAUUUGCCUUAAAUCUACCAACUGGGGCAGCCUUAAUUUGAUGAGUUCUAAAAGAACCAGCAGCUUCAGGAAAACCCAUCUUGUACAGUGUGACAACCACAACUCCUACAGUGCCUAAAUUAUGCUGCAGAGCCUCCUGGGUUCUUGUUUUAUUCAGUGAAUUAUCCAUUAAUUUUGUUAUUUAUUUGCUUAAGUUGUCCCUUGUUUGGCCAGUGUGAGAGACCCUUUAGGUUCCCUUCUGUGUGAUUUUGACAGGUUGCCGUCAGUUUUUUAACCUGGAACAACAUGCUAUUCCAGGCUUAUCUUGCACUUUCCCUUACCCAGCCCUGGAAUCGGCCAUUUGUCCAAUAAACUCUGCUUUCUAUGAUGUGAAGUGAGAUUGAGAAACCAAGAUCUGGAGGCACCUGGCUGGCUCAGUUGGUUACCUGUCUGACUCUUGAUUUCAGCUCAGGUCAUGAUCUCAUGGUUUGUGAGAUCAAGCCCCUGGUCCUGACAGUGCAGAGCCUGCUUGGGAUAUUCUCUUUCUCUCUCUCUGUGCCCCUCCCCUGCAUGCUUGCUUGCUCUCUUUCUCUCUGAAACAAACAAACAGAAACUCUUAUUAAGAAACCAAGAUCUGGGCUCUAGAUGAAGUCAUUGCUACUGGGGCAUUGCUUGUAGGGGCUGUCACCAGACGGUAUCUAUACGUACAUAUGCAUAUGUGUAUUUCUCUGUAUGAGUAAAUGUGUGAACACAUAAUGUACUCAACCUGUCGUUUCUCUCGCCUUCCUUCUGUUAAUCUGAGACCACACCCUUGUCUGAAUCAUUUGGAUUUCCCUGUGAUUUUCACUAUUCUGCCUAUCCCUCAAAAGGUGGUAUUUCUUGCAGCACCUGAGAUUUCUUUUGUCCUACAUGUUAAAUAGGUCACAUUGUCUUCUCAUUGCCAUUUUUAAUUCAGGCUCCUGUCAUUUCUUGCUUAGACUGUUGGAACAGCCUCCUGUUUGUCCUUCUUGCUCCCAUUCCUCCCUCCCUUCAUAUUUUCCUUUAUAUGCUAUCGUGUUAUCUUUUUAAAAACAUAGAUGUGAUCUGGGUCGCCUGGGUGGCUCAGUUGGUUAAGCAUCCGACUCUUGAUUUUUGGCUCAGGUCAUGCUCUCAUGGUUCGUGAGUUAGAGCCCCACGUUGGGCUCCACACUGAAAGUGCAGAGCCUGGUUGGGAUUCUCUGUCUCCCUUUCUCUCUGCCCCUCCCCUGCUCGUAUUCUCUGUCUCUGUCUCUCUCUC